AUGAGGAAGCCCUGCCUUCUGGUUGCAGUGCUACUACCCCUGGUCGCUGCCAGUGCUCGACCGCCAGCCGCCGUGUUCGAGGAUGUGUUCGAGCUGGGGCGCCCCAAUGCAGCCUUCCUGGCCACCACCGACAGCCACAGUGGCAUGAAGGCGUACCUGCGCAAGAAGAAGUACCGCCAGCUGCGGGAUCCGGUCCCGCAGGCGUCGACGAUGGCCGCGUACACGGCCGCCCACGAGCGUUACCAGAGCCUGGAGGAAAAGCGCAACGAUCGCAUCCGGAUGGAGAACCUCCGGCAGCUGGCGUCCGGAACGUCGGUGCGGACCAAGCGCCUGGAACCGCAGCCCUCAGCCCGACCCCAGCCCCGAUCGAAGCAACCGAAGCGCAUCGAUAUCGUGCCGCGCGAAGUGUUCAAGUUCGAGCUGUCCGACGCGAUGAUUGCCGCGCAUCCGCAGGAUCAACCAACGGGCGAUGCGUCCAAAGCCCGGACGAAGCGAAGCGAACGGGUGGAACCGGUUCCGCGGGAAAUCUUCCGGUUCGAGCUGGGUGAUGCGAUGGUCUCGCGGCGGCACGCGGCGAAGUCGCUGAACACUAGUGCCCCCGCCCCCGCCGGCGCCGCCCCUCCGCUCCACAGCCGACACCGUCGGUCGGCAAACGCUGAUCCGCGGGAUUACGUCAAGUUUGAGCUGGAAGACGGUCGAACGCCCGAGGGUUACCGAGGUGCCCGAGGCCAUCAGACCACCAGCAGCACGCAGCAGCCGUCACCCGCCAGCACCGCCAAGCCACCGGCGAGCACCCGGACGCCGGAGAACCUGCGCCACCCGUUCACGUCCUCCGAUAGCUACCGGCGGGGCAAGGUGUUCGAUGAGAUCGUCGAGCGGCCCGGCCGCCGAAGGGCGGUUCCGCGGAAGGAGAAACGGGACAGUGGCACUCAGGAAGCUCAGGUGGAGGAGGCGGCUGGGGAGCAGGGGGAGGAACCGGUGGCUGAUAUGAGCCCGGAGGAGUCGCGUCGCGUCCGGGUGCGGGGUCGGAAGCCGAAGCAGAUCGCCAACUACGAGGAUCUGCCGCCCGGCGUCCAGAAGGCGAUAGACAUCGCGAUCAAGGAGAACGAGCGUAUGAACGGUGCGAUGAUGACGGUGGUGUCGGCGGGCGAAACGGGCUCGAUCGCGGUCACUUCGUCCACCCCAUCGACGAGCUACCAGUUCGGGGACAAGAAGCCGAAAACGAAGAAACCGUACAGCGCCACCACGACCAAGAUCACGGAGCCGAAGUUUGUGCCGAGUGCGAAGCUGUCCGAAACGAGGUUGCCGGCGGUCGAGGAAGAGUCGAACGGUCAGACCGGAUUCCUGCCGAGCCAGGGGGCCGUCCCGGUGACCGGUGCGCCGGAAUCGGCGACCGGAAAGCCGGCGCAGGUACCGAACACGCUGCCGGGUAUCCCGAAGGCGUGGUGGUCGUACUCGGACCUGAGGCGCCCCAAGCGUCUGUACCACAAGGCCGCUUAUCAGCCGCACCACCACCAGGCCCCGCUAGGGGUCGUUAGCCCGCAGUACGUGAAUACCUUCAAACCGUUGGCGCAGCACGGAGCAGAGCCGAGCGGGAGCGGGAACGAGCUGUCGGGUGGGUACCAUCGGCGGCCCGCUCUGUUUACGCCAACUUCAGCGCCCGGAGGAGGUCAUGCGUCGUCCGAAGUGGGUUUCGGUCCGGCGGACGAGGUGUACAUCAAGGAGCGGCCCAAGAUCCAGUACGUCAUCAAGGAGAUCCCGGUGCAGGUGAAGCAACCGCGCACGAAGAUCACAGUUCAGCCAAGUAUCUCGAUUUCAUACGACAAGGACGUGACGGGGCCGGGGACUGGGCCUGCCGACAGUGGACACCGAGGAUACGACAACCCGUACGGACCGAUCGAGCUCCAAUACGAGCAGCCAGCGCAAGCGGUCAGUAAAGAGCUGCCCAAGUCGUUCCAGAACAUGAAGAUUGUGGUGCCCGAUCCCCACGACGAUUCCCGGGAGCAGAAGUACCAGGAGCAGCAGCAGCAGGAGCAGUACCAGUUCGAGAGCUACAAAAGCUCGAACGAGAUCGACACGACGGGGAGCAGCAUCGCGGCCCUGUCGGCUCUGAUCGGUCAGCGGCCGAGCGUGCAGCUACACGGUCUGAACGAGCUCCUCCACAUGCCGGUGCCGAUGGGCGGUCAGCACCCGCAGCGGCGUCCCCAAGACAGUACGGCCCCCAUCACGUUCCCCGAGUCGUCGACGCCGGCCGCACCGACACCGAAGCCAUCGCGCCCCGGUUACCGCUCGGUCCAGAUCGACCACGGACCGAAGAUCCUGUACGACGACGACAGUCUGUAUCGAACGGUUCAGAUGAACCCACAGCUCCAGGUGCCGACCGGCAAGGAGUACACGCCGAUCAAGGAGCUCGUCGCCGAUGUGGCCGACUCCGACCUGAUCGGCCCAACGAUCGCUCCACCGACCCACGCCACCUACAUCAUCGGGACGGGCCGGCAACCGUCGUCGACGCCGGCUCCGAUCGUGGAGCACCACGCCGAGUUCAACGAGGAGGAAGCGGGUCACGAGUCCAACGCGUACCGGCACGUGAACGUACACAGCACUCCGUCUCCGCUCGCCCUGGGCGACGGCCUCGCGUCCCAUCGCUACCAGGAGCAGCACCACCAUCACCAUCACCACCAUCACCACGACGGCAGUGACGAGCAUUAUGACGACUCCGAGGGAUACGCGUUCGGGUAUCGGGUGCGCGAUUUCCACACCGGCAACGAUUUCGGACACGUGCAGAACCACGACAACGGUGUGACGCGCGGCGAAUACCACAUUCUGUUGCCGGACGGGCGGGUCCAGAACGUGCGGUAUAUGGCCGACGAACAGGGUUUCCACGCCGAUGUCACCUACGAGAGCGUGCACCAGCCGCACGAGGCGCAGUGA
Anopheles cruzii is the source of this 2931-nucleotide messenger RNA. RefSeq lists its product as uncharacterized. The transcript is spliced from 4 exons. The coding region runs from base 1 to 2931 and encodes 976 amino acids. Gene Ontology annotation, cellular component: extracellular matrix. The record is from RefSeq and is a predicted model, not a curated record. NCBI's taxonomy places the organism in Eukaryota, Metazoa, Arthropoda, Insecta, Diptera, Culicidae.